UAGAGCACCUUUCAAUGGCUGACAACAACAUGUGUUUGUAUGUAGUGCAAUAUGUCUUAUAUUGAAAUUCCGUUUGACGAUUUAGAAUUUUAUGAAUGUAUUGGUUGGGGAUCAUUUGGAUCAGUGUACAGAGCAUUGUGGAAGUCGCAAGAAAGAGUUGUCGCAGUAAAGAAAGUACUUCGCCUGGAUAAUGAAGCAGAGGUUUUAAAGUUGUUAAGUCACAGGAAUAUAAUUCAGUUUUAUGGAGUUCUUAACUCAUCACCUAACUAUGGACUUGUUACAGAAUAUGCUUCUCUGGGAUCUGUUUAUAGCUAUUGUUCUGAUAGCAGUAAAGAAUUACAAUUUGAGCAGAUUGUUAAGUGGGCAACGGAUAUUUCAAAAGGAAUGAAUUACCUUCAUUAUGAAGCUCCAUUCAAAAUCAUUCAUCGGGAUUUAAAAUCCAAGAACGUUGUCAUCGCAUCUGACAUGACUGGCAAGAUUUGUGAUUUUGGAACGUCCAGAGUGGCAACAAAUACAACUCAGAUGUCUCUCAGUGGAACCUUCCCGUGGAUGGCCCCCGAGGUCAUCCAAAGUCUCCCUGUCUCAGAGCUCUGCGAUGUUUUCUCAUAUGGUGUGGUGUUAUGGGAGAUGCUCACACGUGAAGUCCCUUUUAAAGGAAUGGAGGGAGUUCAGGUUGCCUGGUUUGUUGUCACGAAGGAUGAGCGUCUAACAAUUCCCAGUACAUGUCCCAGUCAAUUUGCUGAUCUUAUGAGAAAAUGUUGGGAGAGUGAUCCAAAAAAUCGCCCUAGUUUUAAGGAGAUUAUUCCUACCCUUGAGAAAAUGGACGGCAACGGUUCAUUGAGGGAUGAAACAAAUUCAUUUCUUCGCCAGAAAGACGAAUGGAGGAAGGAGAUAGACUCAACACUGGAAAAACUAAGUCGAAUGGAAAAGAAUUUAAAUCUCAAAGCUAAGGAACUCGAAAAGCGUGAAGAACGUCUGAUACAGCGUGAAAGAGAAUUGGAACAACAAUACGUAGCCAAGGUUGUUAGUAAACAUGACGUGAACGCCUGGAAUGAAGAAGACGUUUUCUUAUGGGUGGAGCAUAUUGGAAUUCAAGUUGGCAACAGAAAUAUCUCAAAUUAUGCCCAACUUUUUGCCGAUAAUAAUAUUAAUGGGAAAAGACUGCUAGUUUUGACUAUUGACGACUUAAAAGAUUUGGGAAUACAAUCCCUGGGCUACAGACUGGAAAUUCUGGACAAAAUAUCAAAGCUGCAGAACGAGAAUGUUCUGAUGCUGCACUUUCCUCCCCUGGAGAAAGGUGAAGCAGUGAACGAUGAGCGUUCGCAGAAAAUAGUCACUUUGACAUUACUGUUUGGUAAUCACUGUCGUAUUGGCAGGACGGUGCAGGAUUGCAAAUGGAAAAUGUAUGCGGAUGUGGAUGUCGACGGUGAUGGACCGUUCCAUUCAUACAUCAAGGACGUUACAUUUAAUUAUCGAUCGUCGGAGCCAAUUGUAUUGAAAAGUCCACCGUACGUGAUGGAACACUGGCAGAAGUGUGGAGAAAAUCCCUGUACUGUUGUUGAAUGCACUGUUAAUUACAGGAAUGAUGUGAAGAAACCUCGAUGUACAAAAUACACUCAUUGUGUACUGCUUCAAGAAGGCGGUGGAACGUACCAACGUACUGCUGAAUUGACACUGAAACAAUCUGUCGUUGGUGUCGCCUCACCUGUAUCACCAUCUCUUUCAAGUGAUGUGUCUUUGGAUUCGUGGCCUAGUCAUCGUAGUCUCACUAACAGCACCUCGUCCACAACUAUCGGUACUCCUUUUCUCAGCGCUUGGGAACGAGGCCCGGCAAGUGAGAUUUUGUUUCCGUCAACCAGCUCUCGAGGUCUUGCGACAUCAACAAUGAAUACAACAGUUCGUCGUACAAGUAGCGGCAAUGCAUCGUCGUCGUCACCCAAGCCAGGUUCAUCACCUUGCAAUGCAAAGAAAUCAUAUGUGAGCUCUCCUAAGACACCUUCCCAAAGUAAACAAACUGAGAGCUCCGGCAGGAAUUCACCAUUUGAGUGGACCAGUGUGAAAUCAAAACGAAAAGAAAUUAGCCAGCCCAAUACCAGACCAUCUAAUUCUGGUGCUGGUCAUGCCAGGGGUGGAGGAGGUACAUACAACAGAAGGACUGGAAACAAGUUUGGAAAUCCAGGUGGGGCAAACUGUGGUAGAGACCAAAAUGUCCAAUUUGGCAGAAGUGUCAGUGACAAUACCAGUAAUCGAAAACAUAACGAUUUUGAUUCUGUUAGAAGGACAGCUAGUGAAGGUAGUCGCCGCAGAAGGUGACACACGAUUGUAGUUCGAUGGCGGGUCAAGUUUGUCGUAACACCAGUGACAGUUAAAAUGAAUGGCGGGGGGGGGGGAGCAACUGGGG
Molecule: messenger RNA, 2401 nt
Organism: Dendronephthya gigantea
Lineage: Eukaryota; Metazoa; Cnidaria; Anthozoa; Malacalcyonacea; Nephtheidae
Product: mitogen-activated protein kinase kinase kinase 20-like
Exons: 26
Coding region: 52-2313 (753 amino acids)
Biological process (GO): protein phosphorylation
Cellular component (GO): cytoplasm
Molecular function (GO): ATP binding; protein binding; protein kinase activity
Source: RefSeq, a predicted model, not a curated record